Messenger RNA from Salvia hispanica, 2015 nucleotides. Its product is annotated as Pentatricopeptide repeat (PPR-like) superfamily protein. The record is from RefSeq and is a predicted model, not a curated record. Gene Ontology annotation, cellular component: chloroplast. Gene Ontology annotation, biological process: mitochondria-nucleus signaling pathway; chloroplast-nucleus signaling pathway. Lineage: Eukaryota; Viridiplantae; Streptophyta; Magnoliopsida; Lamiales; Lamiaceae. Gene Ontology annotation, molecular function: protein binding.
AAAAAGCAAUUUACAGUAUUAAUUUUAAAAAGAAAAGCAAAUUGGCGCCGGAGAAGCUGUAGGCCGCUGCUCCGAUGGCCGUGGCCAAUUCCAUUGACUGGUCACUCGGCGCCACCAUCACCAGAAAAUCCAUCCAAUUUUCACCCCACUCCACCACCAAAACCAAAAUCGGCUUCCGUUUCAUCUCCAUCCUCUUCCUGAAUCCGAAUUCAAAAUCUUCAAGACCAGCAAAAACAGAUUCAUCGGCGGUUCUGGAAGAUGACGCGGUGGUCGGCGACGCUCCGGUGAUCGAGCUCGCGCUGAAGCUCGAAGAGUUCCAGCAUCUCCCCGAAAACGACGCCGACUGCAAGGAACUCAAUUCCAUAAUCUGCAGCUUGUUCAAGGAUCCCCAAACCGAGCAUCUCGCCUACGACUACUACCGCAAGGCGAAGACGAAGCCGGGCUUCAAACCGUUGAAAUACACGAUGAAGCUCGCCGUCAGGUACUUGAUUCGUACCAAAAAUUGGACUCUGUUGCUCUCCUUCUGUCAAGAUCUCAGAGAAUUCAAAGUUUUGCCUGAUAAAUCCUCCACCUCUAGAUUGAUUACGGCUUGCGUCAAAGCUAGGAAAUUUAAAAUUCUUAAUCAUCUCCUCCAGCUCUUCGUGGAUAGUAAUGCAGAGACGGCCGUGUUAGCCUUCGAUUCCGCCAUGAAAGGCUACAAUCAGCUGCAUAUGUACAGCAGCACCGUUGCUCUGUAUCAGACCAUGAAAUCCGCCGCUCUCAAUCUCGAUGCCGCGUGUUACUGUCGAUUGAUGGAGGCCUACUUGAAAUUGGGGAAUUACGAGAAAUCAGUAGCGAUCUUCCAGGAGUUGGAGGAGAUGAAAUUGAACGUGACCGAGUCGUCUUUGUUAAAUUACUCUCGAAUUUAUUGCAUUCUCUGCGAGUCGUUAGGGAAAUUGGGGAAGCCAUUUGAAGCACUGGAGUUUUUCAGAGAGAUGGGGAUGAAGGGAAUCCAAGAAGAUCACUCUCAUUACUCCACAUUGAUCAGCUCCUUUGCUAAUGCUGGUGAAGUAGAAAUGGUGGAGGAGCUGAUUCAGGAGGCGGAGAGUAAGAAUAUGCUGAGAGAUCCAGCUCUCUUCUUGAAGCUAGUUUUGAGGUAUGUCCAAGAAGGGAUGGUGGAGAAGACACUAGACGUCGUUGCAAUCAUGAAACGUGUAAACGUAAGAGUCUCGGACUGCAUCUUCUGCGCGAUUGUGAACGGAUACGUUAAGAACAGAGGAGGCCGAGCUGCAGUCCAAGUGUACGAGGAUCUCGUCGAGCAAGGGCUAGAGCCAGGGCAAGUGACCUACGCCUCUGCCCUAUCAUCCUACGUUCGUCUCGGGCUGUAUCCCAAGGCUGAGAUGGUGUUUGCAGAGAUGGAGAAGAAAGGGUUCGACAAAUGCGUGGUGGCCUACUCCAGCAUGGUGGCGGCCUACGCCAAGAUGGGGCGAACGCGUGAUGCCACGAGGCUGGUGGCGAAGAUGAAGGAGAGGGGGUGUGAGCCCAAUGUGUGGACUUACAACUCUCUCCUGGACAUGCAUGGGAAGAACUUGGAGUUGAAGAUGGUGGACAAGAUAUGGAAGGAGAUGAAGAGGAGGAAGAUUGAGCCUGAUCGCGUUAGCUACACGACGGUGAUCAGCGCGUACCACAAGGCUAGGGAGCUGGAGAUGUGCAUCAAGUAUUAUGAGGAGUUCAAGGUGAGUGGGGGGGAGAUUGACCGGGCCAUGGCCGGAAUCAUGGUCUCGGUGCUGUCCAAGACCAACCGCGUCGACCAGCUGGUUGAGCUGCUGCAAUUGAUCAAGGCUCAGAAGACUAAAUUGGAUGCUAGAUUUUUAAAAUCGGCUAUGAACGCGCUCACAGAGGCAGGGCUUCAAGUUCAAGCAAGAUGGCUCCAACAAAACUUUGAUUAUUCUUGAUUUGUUGUGUGUUAGUCCUUUGCACAGAUAAUAUAACAUGGUUGGAUUCAAAUAAUUGGCUUUGGAGAUUUCAUGCUUUCA